Phascolarctos cinereus (koala) is the source of this 1019-nucleotide messenger RNA. RefSeq names its product C-type lectin domain family 4 member E (gene CLEC4E). Lineage: Eukaryota; Metazoa; Chordata; Mammalia; Diprotodontia; Phascolarctidae. The record is from RefSeq and is a predicted model, not a curated record.
GAACAGAACUGAUGAAAUACAGUGCUGAAGUCCAGAUAGGAAGUUGACAUCUCUUGAUGCCUUAUGUAAGUGGGGAAAUCCUACUGUAAGCUCACAUUGCCCAAAGGAAAUAUAUGAUUCCAUAAUCACUGGGACUAGCAUGCACUCAGAGAAUGACUGAGAAAGGUUCAAGCUUUCAAAACCAUCUUUCCUGAAUAUCAUUCAUAAGAAAAGACUCUUAAGUUAGUGAGAGACAGAGAAGAGAAAUGGAUCCCCCCAAAGAUUCUGCAUCGGAAAACACAGAGAGAAUAGGGCUCCAUUCUCCUCUAUGUUAUUGUGCUAUCGCUGGAGUUUCCAUAUUAUUCCUCAGCUCCUGUUUUAUCACCAAAUGUGUUGUGUCAUAUCACUUAUUCUCUCAGAGCUGUGAAGAAGACAAGAACCAGUUCGAUUUGAUUGAACAUUUCAAGGAAUCCUCUUGCUCUCCUGAUGCCUCAGGAGUUAUCAAUACUUGUUGCCCACUGAACUGGAAAAAAUUUCAAUCCAGCUGUUACUUCUUCUCUAAUGACACCAUGACUUGGACUGCAAGUUUGAAGAACUGUGAAAGCAUGGGGGCCAACCUGGCAGUUAUAAACACACAAGAGGAGCAGAAUUUCCUUUUCCAAGCAAAACCCAGUGGAAGAGAGUUCUACAUUGGGCUGACAGACCAAGUGGUUGAUGGUCAUUGGGAGUGGGUAGAUGGUACGCCAUUCAACAAAAAUUUGAGCUUCUGGGAUAUAGGGGAGCCAAACAACAUUGCUGGGUUUGAGGACUGUAUAACCAUAAGAGACAGUUCAAAUGCAAAUCGCAACUGGAAUGAUAUAACAUGCUUCUUCAAGAUGUAUCGAAUUUGUGAAAUGCCAGUGAGAAGUGUUUUGACUUAGAAAAAAUAGUAGAGAGAAUAUGUGCUCUUUAAAUGUAUAGUAACAAGGCUUAGAUUCUUAAAAUCUAGUCACUGCUCAGAUUCUUAUAAUCUAGCCAUUGUUUACCCAUGUUCAGACUCC